AUGCCUAAAUUCCUCCAUCAGUUCCUCCUUCUGGGGGUAACCGUCCUCGGCUUACUUUCUACUGCAACUUGUCAAGGAACUGGUCCAGGUUCCCCUUUAACACAAUGGAGCAUCAUCAGCACCGUUCCAGCCACGGCUUUCACACCACCGGCAGACUGUUCUUCAUCUACCUUAUGGCUCUCGACUACCACGGAUAUCCCUUCUCCUGAGAAAUCGGGAUAUAACGACUAUGCGGAUGCAGUCCUUUACAAAGCGGAUUGCUUUAAGGAUACUGACUGUUGUCCCGAAGGGUUUAUCCAGGGAGUUCCAGAGGAUGAACUAAAGGUUGUGGAUGUCAUUUACAACCCGGGUGUUUGUCCGAGUGGGUAUAUUGGACAAACGUUGGGUAAUGAACUCCCGAUGGAUAUGAAGGGACUGAAGGGUGCUCAGUAUUGUUGUCCAAGCUCGAUCCCGGCCACUUCGCACCAUGGAUCUGCUCGUCAUGUGGUCUGUGCUACUACUAAAGUGGUUGAAUACAAUCUGAAGGGCCAGGGAGAGAAUACUUACUCUUAUCCGACUAUACAUGUCGUCGUUGCGACGCCGAUAUAUGUCGUCCCUCCAUCAAGUCUUCCAGCAGGCACACGCAGGUUCCCACCACCGGGGACUGCAAUAAAAGCAAAGAUGGCUAGCGUUCCAGCACCACCACAGCCGCGACCUGAGGUUCUAGAAUCAGAAGAGACUAGUAAAGAGGAUGUCCCACCGCCACGACCGUUCGACGCCAUAGCAGAUCUAGAAGAGACUAUAGAGGAACCCCCGCCGCCGCCGCCAAAUGUGACUGAAGAAAGGGACAAGACUCACACCGUUCCGCCAAGGGAAUUGCCAAAAAGAGAUACUGUUGACACAAGGGUUUACAACUUAAGCGGCAGCGAACCCGGGACUGAUCCAACCUCACGUUAUAUUGUUUAUACUUUCCUAGGCAUAUUCGGCGUCAUAAUAAUCGGUUGGAUUGCAAGUUGGAUAUUCCUCCCCUCAGCAGCGCGGGGGCGUCGAGUUCGUAAAAGCCGUGGUGAGAGUACCGGGCAUUUUGACGGUCCGCCGCCUCCUGCGGAUCCGGGCAAUGAUAAUGAGACAACUGCCAAUGUGAUGCUAGAUUUUCUUGGUGGAGCCAACAACAGGCAAUCAGCAAGACCACCACCAUCACCACCACCACCACCACCGGGGGGCCGAUCGAGGCACCAAUCUUUGGGCGAAGCCGAGAUGGAGGAGUGGGGGGCGCAGCGGCAGGAGGACACGCCGCCGUAUAACCGCUUACCGGGGCCAAAUGAUAGACGAAGUGCUGCGGUUGAUGCUUUCAAUAGGGAAAGUAAUUUCGAAAGGCUAAGGCAGAAAAUAGGUGAAACAGCACCACGAGGUCGCCAUCCCAAUACGAAUGCUCCCUCUCAAAGAUCGAGUGGAUGGUAA
Molecule: messenger RNA, 1440 nt
Organism: Orbilia oligospora ATCC 24927
Lineage: Eukaryota; Fungi; Ascomycota; Orbiliomycetes; Orbiliales; Orbiliaceae
Exons: 2
Coding region: 1-1440 (479 amino acids)
Source: RefSeq, a predicted model, not a curated record